This is a messenger RNA of Nylanderia fulva, 850 nucleotides long. RefSeq lists its product as uncharacterized. The record is from RefSeq and is a predicted model, not a curated record. NCBI's taxonomy places the organism in Eukaryota, Metazoa, Arthropoda, Insecta, Hymenoptera, Formicidae.
AUAACACGUAUUUCGUGUAGUCCGGUACGAGAGGUUCGAGAGGAGACAGAGCGAAAAAGAUCGGUCGAAAGAAAAAGGAUCGUCAGUGUCGAUGAGUCCGGAUGGUGGUAAACCGGUCUGAGAAUGAAGGCGAUUGGCCGGAUCCUGGCGUGCGUGCUAUUGGUAGCUGUAUUCGGAAAAAAUGUAAUUGCAACGAGUGCCGCGAAUAUUAAAUUUUUGACGGGACAAGAUAACACAAUCGUAAGAUUCAAUACUACGCAACUAGAAUUAGUUCCGGGACUAUCGUGGCUGAAUCUUGAAGAUUCUCGAGGUAUUCUGGAUAGCGCAUUUGAAGACGAAGAUGAUCAAGACAUUAAAAAAUUUGAAGAGGCUCGCACUUUCGGAAGAAUCAGAAGAUUGCAGUUCAUGUUAAUGCCGAUAAUAUACAAAAUGGGAGUAAUGAUGACAAUGUUGAUGGUAUUGACAGCGAUCUCAGUAAAGGGACUUUUCAUUGGUAUUAUACUGCUGGUAUUUAAAUUCGGCAGUUUUCUAUCGAAAAUUUAUUCCGGCUGGCACGCAACAUCGCAUCAACCAAUUCACCUACACAUUCACAAUCCAUACGUUCAACCACAAGUUUAUCCACAAUUGUAUCAACAAUGGCCGAUAAGUAGUCCCGAGGACCAUCAUUAUUAUUGAAAGGGAAAUAUAUAUGUAUAGAGGUAUUUUUUCGAUUGCGAAAAUUUUAUUAAUAAGCCAUAACAAAAAGAAGAGUUUAACGGAAGUCAAUAGUACUCGAUAGAAUUUGCAUCAACUGCAUAAUUUAUUAGAAAGAGAGAAAUAGUUUUCCCUUAUUUUCAUUUAUCAAUUUUUA